Messenger RNA from Pseudozyma flocculosa PF-1, 3948 nucleotides. RefSeq lists its product as uncharacterized. Gene Ontology annotation, biological process: cellular response to oxidative stress; protein N-linked glycosylation. The coding region runs from base 1 to 3948 and encodes 1315 amino acids. Lineage: Eukaryota; Fungi; Basidiomycota; Ustilaginomycetes; Ustilaginales; Ustilaginaceae. The record is from RefSeq and is a predicted model, not a curated record. Gene Ontology annotation, cellular component: endoplasmic reticulum membrane. The transcript has 3 exons.
AUGACUCCGGACGCUUCCGUCCCCCCGGCCAUACUGCCCUCUCCCAACCCGCCAACACCACCUUCGUCGGCAGCCGCCUCCGCAGCACUCGACAUCGACAUCGACAUCGACAUCGACCCGACCUCGCGCCAAUGGGCCAGCGCUCAUACCUUUCCCGCCCUGGCGUCCGACUCGCUUUCGCCCUUGCACUCGCGCCUCGGCACGUCGACGUCCAAGCCCCCUGCCUUCGAGCGUGAUGACUCUGCCCGCGCAGCGCCGACCUCUUCAUCCCACGCCUCCUCCACCGCACCGGCCCCGACCGCAAGCCAGCAGCGCCGCACCGCGUCGCAGGGCAUCCAAGACACCCACAGUGAUCCCAGCAGCGUGGCCAGCAUCCUCCGACGCGACAGGGCUCGCUCCUGGUCUACCCAGGCCGGCGCCGGAUUCACUCCCGCCGGCACGCCGCCCAGUCGACCUCCUUCGCCCCACGGCUGCGACAGCCUCGAGAGGCAGCAGCAGCAGCAGGAUGGCGCGUCAGCUGAAGAGGCCUGGUACGGCGGGCCCAGGAGCGACCGGGCCAGCGAGGCCUCCAGCUCGACAGCGACAGCGGCAGCGGCAGCGGCAGCUACCCAUUCCCACCUUGCCAACGGCAGCAACCGGCGUCGAGUGCACCGUUCGCGUGCAUCCUCGUCGGCCUCGAUACCCGCCGCCGACGCGAUCGACCCGGCCUCUCACCACCACCAUCACCACCACGACCCUUCUCGCGCCUCCACUUCCAACGGGCGCCCUGCGCCGACUCGCUCCCGUCCGGCAAGACCGCACUCGCGCGGCCACGAUGCGGCCCCUCCCUCGAGCGGCGAGGCAAGCCAAUCGCAGCGGCGACCCGGUCCGGGCCGGAGGAGUACCAGCACAGCGACGAGCGGCAGCGGCGCCAGCGAGACCCACGACCUCGAAACAUCGCGCAACCGGUCGAGCCCCCAUCUCCCCGCGCUGUCGAGCCUCUCGAUGACGGCCGACAGAUCUUACGCCCCUUACUCGCGCACAACACCCUCGUCGCCUCUGCUGUCGGCGAAUGCAGCGCUCGGACAUGCGCCUACCAGCCCGGGCGCCUAUGCGCGCCUGCCCGACGGCUCCCUCACGCCAAUCGACUGGGCCUAUGGCAUGCAAGGGUCGCUGCCGGCCUCACCCGUCCUGUCGCGGCACGGCUCCGGGUUCAUCGACCCGCUCCUCUCCUCGUCGGCCGCCAGCAUCCACUCGCACCACGGCCAGUACCACCACCUCCAUAGCCACGCAGCGCUCUCCUCGCCGUCCUACUUCCCGCCGCUGUCGGCCGGUCCCAGUCCGCACAUGGGCCCUAUGGACCCCGCCGCCGUCGCUGCCGCUGAGAUGGCGCAGCGUGCCGCCCAGCUCAUCGGUCUGCACCAGCUCUUCGCCAGCCGCAGCACACCGCACCUGCCCCACUUUGACACCGAGAUGGUCGAUGCCGCGGCUUCCGCGGGUGCUGGCAUGGACGAGGGCGACGCGCCGCCACCGCCUUAUGCGCCUCGCGCCUCCGAAACCGAGCAGGAGCUGCAGCGGAGCUUCGCUGGCGCACCCGCACCCAUCACCGGCGCACCCGCACCCAUCACCGGCGCACCCGCGGCGCCGCAACGGCCGGCUUCUGCGAUGGCCGCAUCCUCGGCUGCGGCUGCGGCGUCGUCGUCGUCGGGCUUUCCCGGCUCGCCGGACCCUCCCCUGCCGCCCCCCAUCGCCAUCCCGAUCCCGCAGCAAAGGCCACCUAGGCGACAUUCGAGGAACGCGCUUUCGCCGGGCAUCUCUGCGUUGAGUCCGGCGGGCGAGCACCGCAGCGUACCCGCGUCGCCUUCGGCCUCGUUCCACGGCGGCCUCCGCGGACUGUCGAGCAUCUCGCCCUUGCCGCGAGGGCUUGGGCUGGCGCAGACAGCGGCGGACCAGGCGCACGGCUUCGGCGCCCGCUCGGGCGAGUUGAGCCCGGAUGCAAUCUUUGCCGCAAGCAGCAGCGACGACGACGACGGCCAGGGCGGCGAUCGCGACGGGCUCUCGUUUUCACCCUCGAUCUCGCGCGAGAGGAGGAGCGAGCGACGCAGUGCGGCGUCUAACGAGGCAGGCAGGUCUCGCGGCGGCGAGGCUGCCGUUGCCGCUGCUCCCGCCGCUGCAGUCGCGUCGAGUCCCACGCUGCCACGUCCUCGAUCGAGCUCCGGCGUCGUUUCAAGAAUGGCACGGCAGCAAUGCUCGGCUCAGAGCGAGCCGGCGCAGCAGGGCGAGGCGCCGGCUGCUGGGGGCGCGUUCAGCUAUGCACCGGCUGGAACCGCGGGCCGACGCAGCGGCACACGGUCCAGCGGCCACUCGAGGCGAUCUUCGCUCCAUCUUCAAGGUCGGCCUAGCGUCGAAGCUUCGAUCUGGCCGCAGCAGCAACAACAACAGUUCCACAUUCGGCCAGGUCUGCCGACGGUAGACUCGGAUGCCUCGAGCGCAGCAGGGGCCUCGAGCCGCGAUGCGCGUCGUUCCGAUGCCGGCACCAGCGAUCCCGACAUGGCGCCGCGCUCGGAGCCCGAUGGCGACGACGCCGGCGCCCUGGACCAGCGCAGCCUCUCGCCGACUCCGUCCGACUUUGAGCAGCUGUCGCGCGAGCUCGCCGGCCUGGCCGAGGCGGACGGGGGCUUCGAUGCCCUCGCCCCUGGCCGAGUGCGACACUCGCAGCAGGCUUACGCCGUCUCUGCCGACGACGAGGAAGAGAUCCCGCUGGUGCUGCGGGUCCUGCUGCAUCCGCUGCGGUGGCUGGCCGUGGUGCCGGGCUGCCUGGGCACCUUUUGGCUGGCGAGGAACGCCUACCUGCUUGCCACCCAGGACGACCGGCUGUACAGCAGCUACGCUGCCGUCGGCGCCGCGGUGCGCCAGCCGGGGGCGCUCGACUUUGCCGUGUCGAGCCUGUGGAGCGUCUUUACGGCCUACUAUGCGCUGUCGUUUACGACGCUGCUGCUGCGUCGCUGGCUGCUCUACUACUCGGUGCUGCCCUCGCUGAUCCGGCUGCUGGCGCUGCAGGCCAUCUGCUGGCCGCUGGUGCGCAUCACCGUGCACGUCUUUGGCAUCCGGCAGCCGCUGGGCGCGUGGGCCGUCAUUGGCACCACGACGGCGCUGAGCGACAUUGUGGCGCGCUGGGUGACGAGCAACAUUGCCGACGCCGUGCUCGAGGGCGAUGUCGACGCCGACGACACCGAGGACGAGGAGGGCGGCGAGGCUGGCGGCAGCAGCGGCGGCGGCAUCGGCGGCGUCGGCGGUAAGGGUACCUGGGACGGCGGCAGGAGCGACGAGGGCGAGACGGCCGACGACGACGACUACUUCAUCGACCAGUUUGGCCAGGCGCGGCUGCGGCCGCCGCAGUGGCAAAAGUACCGCCAGCGCUUGAGGCGGCAGCAGGCUGCGACGAGCGACCUCGACGUCAGGUCGGGCGACGAGAGCGACGCCACCGUGGUGCGCUUUGGCAGCGGCGGCGGUGGGGGCGGACAGCGGCUCGGCAAGUCGAGGCGAAGGAGGAAGGGAGGCCAGGGCACGCGCUUCUGGCGAGCCGUCAUUGGCGGACCGACCAACCGGCACAAGCAGCAGCAACAACAGCAAAGGGCGCGGCAGGAUCAGCAGGCAGAGCCGUCGGACCGGCCGGAAGGUGGCGAGCCGGGCUCGUCGUCGGCCGCAGGGCCUCGGGACUAUGCCUCUGGCACCGAGACAGAGUGGGACGGAGGCGGCGAGAGCGACUGGCCCGCGACCGACGUCGAUCGCGAGGGCGCGACCACGACCACAUCGGCGCUGACGCGCCACCGGGCCGAGAUGGAUCGACGCCGCGAGUUCCACUGGGACGUGGCGAUGCGUCGCAAUAUUGUGCCCAUCGCCGCGCUCGGGUACUUGAGCAUGUGGAUCCUCAUCCUCGACGCCAUGCGACUCGGUCGUGCCGGCUGA